CACCUGCUUCCCUGAACGCGCUACCUCUCCCUUGCCUGAGAGGGAGGGGGGAGAAGCGGAGCGGCGGCGUGUUCAGGGGAGCAGGCGGAGCAGAGGUGGAACUGAGGUUCCCCAUUCUCUGGCAAAAAUGAAGGCGCUCACACUUCUCUCCCUGCUCGGCUGCCUGAUCACGGCAAAUGAAGCAAAAAUCUUUAGCCGAUGUGAACUAGCCUAUACGCUGCAUGAAGAAGGGCUGGACGGGUAUGAGGGUUACAGCCUCGCCAACUGGAUCUGCAUGGCAUUCUUUGAGAGCGGCUUCAAUUCAGCAGCAGAGGACGACAAUGCAGAUGGCAGCACGGACUAUGGCAUCUUCCAGAUCAACAGCCGUGUCUGGUGCAACAACUACCGGAGUCCCACUGAGAACCUCUGUCACAUACCCUGCACUGACUUGCUGUCAAAUGACAUAACAGAUGACAUAGUCUGUGCCAAAAGAAUUGUGCAAGACCCACAAGGAAUGGAUGCCUGGGAGGACUGGACAAUGCACUGCAAAGGGCGAGACCUGUCUGAGUGGGUGGAUGGAUGUGACCUGUGAGAAAGUCACCAGCCUGGCUCUGCUAUGACUUCUCAGGGUUUUCCUGAAAAGGGAAUGUUUCUGUCUCUCCCUGUGCACUUCUGGCAGUUAGCACAUACAAACAAUCCAUUCCACAAACCAACAGGAAAAACACAAAACAACAAAUACUAAUUUAAAGUAUAACUUUCAAAAAAAAUAAAUGGAUUUAUUAAUUUAAAAGAAAUCAGCUUAGGCCUUUAGUUUCACAUACUAUUUAGGACUCAACUCCAGAUGAUUUUCCUGAGCUUAGUUCUGUGUGAAACAGCAACUGGAAGGAGAAGUGGCUGAUAGGCAAGGUUCUGGAGCUGCAAUUAUAACUGGUUCAAAAGGGUUUCCAGAAACUGCUGGGUGCUUUGGGGUUUUCAAAGAGGGCAAACUGGAGAAGCUCAAAGGUGUAUGAACAUGUCCCACAGAGAACGCAUAAGAUUUACCUGUAUGCUAAAGGGUGCAAAAUAUGUGCCAUGUGCCAGGUCUCACUGGGAGCUGGGCAAAAUUUGUAAGUAUUUGCUAACCAAAAUGAUGAGCAAUUCCAUCCUGUCUCUGUCACACACAUUCCCACUGAAAUGCAGCAAAAUGUGCAAUAAGUAUGAAAUCAAUUUCCAAGUGGCUGAAAAGAUAAAUAAAUGCUACUAUAAUCCAAAGUUUACAAAACUUAGCCACAGCACAAGCAUGGUGAAGUCUACAACCAUCCCGGAUUGUCCUCAUCUGCCCAGAGACAAGUGGAGCCUUGUAUCUUGCAGGCCAGUGCAUUUGUGUUCCUAUCUGGGGUCACAGUGAGGGUUAGAGUCCAACCCCCAGCAGGUUCUGUUAAUCCCUGGUCAGAGGUACCCAUGUCCUGUUCUUACUCCCAUUGAAGUCAAUCAGAGUUUUGUCAGUGACAUCAGUGGGAACAGAAUUGAGCCCCAAAGUUUUGGUGGCUGGUGCAUGCAGUAGUCUUGUUUAUAUCAGAUCUCUGCUACUAGAAAGUGGGAGUUUGAUCCUAAUUUGAAAACCAUUUCUAGACCUUCUAAAAAUCCCAAAUAAAAAGUCCACAGCAAAAGCAGAAAUUAAAUCAAGGACUCAGACUCAGCUAAGGCUGACGAGUGCACGGUGUAACUCAUGGCUUUAAGCCAUGUUUAUACUUCCCUGUGCCUGGGCUGGCUGAGUGCUCGGCCAAUCCCUCAGCAUCAGUUAGAUCACCCUGAGAGACAGCAUGCAUCAGUUACCUAUGCCUCUCCUCGUCCCCCAGGAGCUGAUACACCAGCUGCAUCACCUCUCACCCAUUCCCUCUACACUAGCUGCAGGGGUUGCAUGGGAGUUGCUAUGCCGGCUCUGUGCUGCUGAAGUAUGGGUAAUCCCCCAGUGUCCACAUAUGCAGAAUUUAGAUUGAGUUGAGUCCACAGUGCAGUGCAAAACAACUACAGUGCAGCCCACAUGAUAGGCCAAAGAGCUGAGAUGGGAAUCCCAUAAAAUGGCUGGAAACAUUCCUAAAUCUUUGGGAUCCAUUCAGAUUAUUACAGUCUAUUAUUAGAUUUUUAUAGAAUUCUUUAAUGUGUGUUGAUCAUUACCCAUCUGUAUGAUGUGUUCUUUUGCUUUCACUAAAAUGAAUGGCGCCACAUCGGAGUGGGUUGAUUGGCACAGUAGCAGUUGGAAUUCAAAAGCUAAAGUGACACUAAGUUUGACACAAAGAAAUUGAGAGUGUGAUGCUUCCCAGGGGCACCCAGGGCAUGAGGAAAUCUUGUCUGUGCCUGCUGUGGAUCAGCUCCCUGAAACCACCAGCCUCUGACAACACAAAUACUGUAGGCCUAACUCUCUCUGUACAGAUUAGCAAUAGGCACACACAAAACCCCGAGUCCUCCGAGCAACCCUCUGAAGUGCUCCGCCCCUGUUCCACUGAACACUCACAGAAUUACCAGGCCUGCUGUUCCCAAAGAAAUAGCACACACCAACUUGUAGGAUUCAGUUCAGAAUGACCACUUUACAUAACACACAGCACUUACAUAUCUAUCUCAAAAACAAGAAUAAGUUUAUCAUCAAAGAACAGACAUUCAAGUGAAAGAGAGUGAGAAUAUUGGAAACAAAUGGUUACAUAUAAAAUAAAAUCAUAACACACUUUCUAGAGGCUAAACUUAGCUAACAAGGCAUUCCCCUAUCUUCUGCAAGAUGGCUUACUUCAAGUUCUUUCCCUGGCAUUUUCAACCAGUUUGACUGAGACCCCCCUCUCAUAAGAUCAGUCCACUGACAGUUUGCCUCAGAGAUUGAAAGAAUAACUAGGGGUUCAACUAUACCCCAUAUAUAGUACCCCACUCCAUUGUUUUAGUUUGCAAAACAGGAUAAACCCUGCUGUUUACCUCUUCCUAUUAAUUUUCUCUCUUUGAAGAUUUCACAAUCCUUCAUUAUCAUCGGGUUCAGACUUGCAAGUGGAGGUCCACUGUGAGCCAAACAAUACAUACUUUACAUGAAAACAGAUAGAUGGUUUUCUUU
This is a messenger RNA of Caretta caretta (loggerhead turtle), 3052 nucleotides long. RefSeq names its product sperm acrosome membrane-associated protein 3-like. The record is from RefSeq and is a predicted model, not a curated record. Gene Ontology annotation, biological process: fusion of sperm to egg plasma membrane involved in single fertilization. Gene Ontology annotation, cellular component: sperm flagellum; acrosomal vesicle. Lineage: Eukaryota; Metazoa; Chordata; Testudines; Cheloniidae. Gene Ontology annotation, molecular function: lysozyme activity.